This is a messenger RNA of Chelonus insularis, 1321 nucleotides long. RefSeq names its product serine/threonine-protein phosphatase alpha-2 isoform. Lineage: Eukaryota; Metazoa; Arthropoda; Insecta; Hymenoptera; Braconidae. Gene Ontology annotation, cellular component: nucleus; cytoplasm. The transcript is spliced from 5 exons. Gene Ontology annotation, molecular function: protein serine/threonine phosphatase activity. Bases 220 to 1206 code for a protein of 328 amino acids. The record is from RefSeq and is a predicted model, not a curated record.
AAGAAAGAGUCGCGUUGGUUGCUGCGCACCGUAAAAAGACGACGAAGAAGUGAGAGCGGUGUGCGGUUAAGCGGCCAUUGCAAGUAUCGCGUUCUAAACCGCGUAAGCUUACAAGUGUACCGUUUUACGGAUAACAAUUUAUAUCCACAAUAAUCAAGGGCCAUCUUAUUCAUAAGGUGCUCCGUGUGAAGCCCGGGACGCGCAAAAAAACCCGGCCCGAUGGCUGAAACAGAUAAAUUAAACAUUGACAACAUCAUCGCUCGACUUUUAGAAGUACGAGGUUCAAGACCAGGAAAAAAUGUCCAGUUAACAGAAGGAGAAAUUCGAGGACUUUGUCUCAAGUCUCGUGAAAUUUUUUUAUCACAACCAAUUCUGCUUGAAUUGGAGGCUCCAUUAAAAAUAUGCGGUGAUAUUCACGGGCAGUAUUAUGAUCUUUUACGGCUGUUUGAAUAUGGUGGAUUUCCACCAGAGAGCAACUACCUCUUCUUAGGUGAUUACGUAGACAGAGGGAAGCAAUCAUUGGAAACGAUAUGUCUUCUUCUGGCAUACAAGAUUAAAUAUCCUGAGAAUUUUUUCUUGCUUCGAGGUAAUCACGAAUGUGCGUCCAUUAAUAGGAUAUAUGGAUUUUAUGAUGAAUGUAAACGUCGCUAUAAUAUUAAACUGUGGAAAACAUUUACCGACUGUUUUAAUUGUCUACCGGUUGCUGCAAUUGUUGAUGAAAAAAUAUUCUGCUGUCACGGUGGACUCAGUCCUGAUUUACAAAGCAUGGAACAGAUAAGACGUAUAAUGCGGCCGACUGAUGUACCCGAUCAAGGGUUACUAUGUGAUCUUCUGUGGUCUGAUCCGGACAAGGACACAAUGGGUUGGGGAGAAAAUGAUCGUGGAGUUUCGUUCACAUUCGGCGCCGAGGUCGUUGCCAAAUUUUUACUUAAGCAUGACUUUGACCUCAUAUGCCGCGCACAUCAGGUUGUCGAAGAUGGUUAUGAAUUUUUUGCAAAACGGCAAUUAGUAACAUUAUUCUCAGCACCAAAUUAUUGUGGCGAGUUUGAUAAUGCCGGUGCCAUGAUGUCUGUUGACGAUACACUCAUGUGUAGUUUUCAAAUAUUGAAACCAGCUGACAAAAGAAAGUUCACGUACAGCGGUCUCAACUCUGGCAGGCCAGUUACGCCGCCAAGGGGUCCGAAUAAUAAAAACAAAAAAAAGUGAAUGAUUUUAAGAAGUAACAAUUCGACGCGGAGCUUUUAGAAUUUCAAGAUCUCUCUAUACCCUCAAAAAAAUACUACUCACUUCCCAUCCAUUCCCGUCCCACCAUUCAUUAAAA